Messenger RNA from Mauremys mutica (yellowpond turtle), 1822 nucleotides. It is a transcript of the gene ING2, whose product is annotated as inhibitor of growth family member 2. Gene Ontology annotation, cellular component: nucleus. NCBI's taxonomy places the organism in Eukaryota, Metazoa, Chordata, Testudines, Geoemydidae. Gene Ontology annotation, biological process: positive regulation of DNA-templated transcription. The coding region runs from base 316 to 996 and encodes 226 amino acids. The transcript is spliced from 2 exons. The record is from RefSeq and is a predicted model, not a curated record.
CUCUGCCCUGCCCCAGCCUGGGCAGGGUGACAUGUGCUGGCCGGCGACUCGUGCGUGGGCAAGUCUCUGAGCUGCGCGGUGUUAUGUCAGUGUCCCGGUGGGAAGAGUAUAUGCUGAGGGGUUUGCGGGACAGUGCUCUGGAGGGACAAAAUAGCACUUACUUCUGGCCUAGGGCAGAGAACCCGCCUCCUAGAAAGUUUGGUUGUUUAACAUACCGAUUGGGUGCACGAGAGUGUAGGUCUUUAUCUGCAACUGCAAAGGCUCGGUGGACUUAAGACAUCCCCUCUGAGGAUCAAGGACUUGAGUUUAGAAGUAAUGCUGCAAGCAGAAGCAUUAAAAGAAAUCGAUGAUGUCUAUGAGAAAUAUAAGACAGAAAGUGAUGCCAUUCAGAAGAAACGGUUGCAACAGCAUCUUCAGCGAGCACUAAUCAACAGCCAAGAACUGGGAGAUGAGAAAAUUCAGAUAGUUACUCAGAUGCUUGAACUGGUAGAGAAUAGGGCCCGGCAAAUGGAGACCCACUCUUGGUGUUUCCAAGAGUCAGAUAAUGAAAAGCCUCUAGAAAAAGCAAAAGUAGAAUCUUGCCAACCAGAAAGAUCUUCUCGUAGACCCCGUCGCCAGCGGACCAGCGAAAGUCGUGAUCUGUGCCAUAUCACAAAUGGGAUUGAAGACUGCGAUGACCAGCCACCUAAAGAAAAGAGAUCCAAAUCGGCCAAGAAAAAGAAACGCUCCAAGGCCAAACAAGAAAGAGAAGUUUCACCUGUUGAAUUUGCAAUAGAUCCCAAUGAACCAACUUACUGCUUAUGUAACCAAGUGUCCUAUGGAGAAAUGAUAGGAUGUGACAAUGAACAGUGUCCCAUUGAGUGGUUUCAUUUUUCAUGUGUUGGACUCACCUAUAAACCAAAGGGGAAAUGGUAUUGUCCCAAGUGCAGAGGAGAUAAUGAGAAAACUAUGGACAAAUGUACUGACAAAUCAAAAAAGGAUAGAAGAUCGAGGUAGUGAAUGCUAUAAAUGUUUUAAAAGGGUUGUGUGUCUUUUAUAUAAAAAUUGUUUAAUUUACAGAGAACAAUGUUUUAGGAAAAAUGCAUAAGACUAUGCAAUAUUUUUUAAUCGAUAGUAUUAAUGGAGUAUUAAAAUCUGUUAUACUUUCUGUGAUCUUUAACUUUCUGCACUGAAUAACCAAAUAAUUGAAACAGGGUGGCCUCAGAACUGCACAGAUGGAAUUACAAGUAGUGUUGUGGGGGUUUUUUUUUGGGGGGGGGGGUUGUUUCAUUUAAACUCCCUGUUGUGUUAGCAUUUAAAAAAAAAUCCUGAAAUUAAUGGUGGUGGGGAAGCACUGAAAGACUGGUUGUAUUACAAGAGUAUUAGUAAUGGUGUUUAACUUCUCUAGCACUGUUUCACAACCUCAGACAGUUAUUAGAAUCUCCAUUUAUUGUGAACUGAAUCUGUUCUACAUCUCAUGCCUCUAGUUUUCAGAUUCUGUGUUAACGUCACAUAAUAUCUGGAAUGGGGGUUCAAGAAUUCAACUGUUAAUUGUAAAAUAGUCUUCCAAGCUAGAAAGCAACCUUUUUCUUCAGUGGCUUUCAUAUGAUGAAUGUAUUAUUUCCAGGAAGAAAAUGCCACUAAUUUAUGCUUUUUAUGUCAAUAUUAAACUGUUCCCUUGGUGACUUUACAUUUGGGAGUCAGUUUCUGGAUAGGGUAGCAAUUAUGGUAGUCUUGAACUUGACUGUCUUGUGUAUAUUUCUUAUGCAUGUCUUUAGUGGAAGAAUUCUAGGAAGCAUCCUAAUGGGGUUUCCUUUGGUCUUGACUUUAAGUUGUGUACAGG